This is a messenger RNA of Brachypodium distachyon (stiff brome), 5082 nucleotides long. RefSeq names its product nuclear pore complex protein NUP160. The record is from RefSeq and is a predicted model, not a curated record. Bases 126 to 4694 code for a protein of 1522 amino acids. The transcript is spliced from 27 exons. NCBI's taxonomy places the organism in Eukaryota, Viridiplantae, Streptophyta, Magnoliopsida, Poales, Poaceae. Gene Ontology annotation, molecular function: structural constituent of nuclear pore; protein binding. Gene Ontology annotation, cellular component: nuclear pore.
CCCCCAACCCUCGACGCUCUCAAAAUUUCUCCGAGCUUUCCCCCACAUCGCCGCCCAAAACCCACACUGCCCGACCAAAACCCUCCCCGGCCGGCCUCCUUCCCGCCGCCGACGGCGAGGUCUCCAUGGCGACCCCCGCCCCCGCCCCCGCCUCCCGCAGGAUAGCGGGCACCGAGGUCCCCAUCACAGGCUCGGACAAGAUACGGUGGAUCGACCUCACCGUCCCUUCCUCCUCCUCCGCGCCGGAGAGCGCCACGGACCCAUUCGUCUCCGUGCCCCCACGCGCUGCCUCGGGGUGCCACAUCGUGUACCCCGGCAGCGAUUCCCAGCGCUACCUCGCCUGGAGGAUUCAUGAGGAACACCAAAAUGUGCUAGAGGUUAUUGAACUCUGUGCUUCCAAGGAGUUUCCCAGCUCUGGACUGCGGUUGAUAUUUGAGGAGGAGCUAUGCCCAUUCGCUUUUAUAUGCGAAAGUGAGGGUGCCAGAAGGGACAAGUCUGUAUAUUUACUAUAUGUGGUUACUGUUUCUGGAGUUGCUUUCUUGUGCAACUUGCACAGCCCAUUUUCCUAUGUAUCUGGCUCGAUACUGGCUCAAAACGAUAUAGUGGAAUUUAGUCUCCAAACCCUCACACAGAGUGCCAAGGUUACAGCUGUAAAAGCAAAGCCUGGAUGUCUGGUUAUUGGGCGCCAAGAUGGGUCAAUCUGUUGUUACAGUCUUGGCAAAGUAGCUCCUUGUUCACCAGGUUUCUCAAAUGAGCUCCGUGAUGAUGCUGGAAUCGGGCGUUUGUGGACUCUCAUGUCAAGAACAAAGGCUGUGGGACCUGUGCAAGAUAUAGAGACAGCUAUUGUAAAUGAAAGGGAACUGUUGUUUGUUCUUCAUUUGGAUGGAAGUUUGCGUGUAUGGGAUAUUUUUAGUCACACGAAAGUUCUUAAUUAUAACGUUCAGUCGAAUGGUUUUGAAGGGCAACCCUCUAGGCUAUGGGUUGGUGAGGCCGAUGAUGAUCAAGAGCUGAUAACUUUGGCAGUUCUACAUCAAGGCACUGUGGUUCCAGCUUGUGAUCGUGUUGCUGUAUAUGGCUUCAGUUUUGGUGCCGGAGAGAAGUUCUUGUUAUCCCCUGAGCCUUCAGUGUUCGAUGUACCUUUGCUGGAGGGAAAGCUUGUUGAUUUGAAAAUAAGCACAGAAAAGCUUUGGAUACUUAAAGAAGUUGGACCAAUGCUCUAUGAAAUAGUGCAGUAUGACACUGAUACUGGGGAAAUGUGUUCAUAUGUGCUUCAAGAAGAUGCUAUCAGUGAGCAAAUGUUCCAAAGUUCUGAGAGUGCAUUGGAUGAUUUGGUCUGGACUGCCGAUUCAAUAUUCUCUUCUACGAAGGAGCAUAGUUUCAGUUUUAUCUCAUCCAUGUUUCUGCGGAGGCUACUGCAACCAGGAGUGAACCACUGGUGUGCUCUUCGCGAAACCUUACUGGAGUACAAAAGGUUCCUAUCAGAUUCCGAGUUCCAGUCACUCACAACUAGUGGGCUAGGGAAAGAAAUAUUAUCCAUUAUAGAACAAGAGGAAAGUUCACAGACUGCAAGUUCUACUGCUUAUCACUGGAAAAAGUUCUCUGCCCGGUAUCUCCACAACUGGUGCCGGAACAAUCGGCCAUAUGGGUUGCUUCUUGACACUAACGGUGAAGUGUUUGGUUUAAUUAGAAAGGGUUCAUUUUCUCUCUUCCGUUGUUUGGAGCGUGUGGAGCAACUUAUUUAUGGUUUCUCUGAUGAAUUGGGAAAUCUCAAUGGCCUUGAAUUGACCAUAUUGAGUGAAAAAUCUGAAACCGAAAUCCUCAUUGAAGUUCUCACAUGCAUGGGCCAUAUUCACCAUUUGCUGGGGAGAUCUUCUGCUGCAAUAUAUCACGAGUCCCUCAUCAGUUCUGUCAUAUCACUUGAUGAAAUUGCUUCUCAGAUACUAAAGAUUCUAGAAACGGGUUUCAGUCCUCAAUCUUCGUCAGCCCUCAUUGCAUUACUUGGAACAGAUGCUUAUGUAGAAAGAAGGCAGAUAGCUCACAAAAGCCAAAGGAAAUUUUCUGUUGAGAUGUUACUAUCGUUCCAGAAGUUGCAAUCAAGAUCCAUAUCCUGGCCAGCAGUGUUCGAUGUGAUUGAGAGGUUCAUGAAGUAUUUGAACACAGAGUUAACCAGACAAGAGUGUGAAUCAAAGAGAGUUUGUAAUAUAAAUUCUAUGUUAUUAGUUCAGGCUACUUCACAGGUUGCAAGAACAAUGUUUGAGUCUGCUUUUGACCUAUUUCUGUUCCUCAGAUAUCUGGUUGGUGUCGGUGGGCAGGUCUCCUUGUUGCAAAGCGAUGCUGCUAGAAUAAAAUUGAAAUUGUUGCCAAUGAUUCAAGACAUAUUGGGACAGUGGAUUGUUCUCCAUUUUAUAGGAAUUUCACCAACCAUGCCACCAACAAUCGAGGAUUUCAGCUAUCAACUCUCUUCUCUCCAGCUAGGUAUAGCUGAUGAGCUGUCUUUGCACAGAAAGCUUGGCUCCUCUGAUUUUACAUUGGCUUGUUUGCUCGAUUUUCCUAAAUCUGCUGAAGGGGAUGCUCUGUCACCAUGUUUUCCUACUCCAGCCGAGGUGAUCAACUUGGUCAGGAGGUUUAGCAGUUCAAUUAUGUGCAGAAGUAAUGUUGAACAUGUAGACGGUUUCUUGGAUACCUCAUGGGUACACAGUUUCUUGGGUUCCACAAUCAAUCUGGCAGCACUUUUUGUCCGUCAUGGUCAAUAUGGAGCUGCUGAGAAUCUUCUGGGCAUUCUCGAAACAUACUGGAACAAUGGAAGAGCAUCCCAAACUGACAAGGAUACUGAUAUUGCAAGUUUGGCACGGUUACAUCUCAACGGAUUUUGCCUUUUGAUGCUUGCACAUGACGAAGCAAAUAUCGUUUUGAAAGAAUCGAAGGUCCAUGAAGCUAUCAGAUGCUUCUUCAGAGCUGCAUCUGGACAGGAAGCUCCAAAGGCUUUGAAGAAGUUUUCUUCAGAAACAGGGUUUCAAUUUUCCGGGGAAUGUAGAUCCAUUUCUUUAUGGAGGCUUCAUUACUACGAAUGGGCAAUGCAAAUUUUUGAGCAGCACUCCAUGAGUGAGGGAGCAUGCCAGUUUGCUCUUGCUGCUCUUGAACAAGUUGAUAGCAUUUUUUAUUUGAACAAUGGAAGUGAUGCCGAGGAUCUUCCAGAGACUGCAGCGAUGAUUAAAGGACGAUUAUGGGCGAACGUAUUCAAAUACAGCUUAGAUUUGAAAAAGUUCCAUGAUGCAUAUUGUGCUAUAAUUUCAAAUACAGAUGAAGAUAGCAAGUAUGUCUGUUUGAGGCGUUUCAUCAUAGUUCUUUGUGAGCUUGGCGAAACAAAGGUUAUUUGCAGUGGUGAGAUACCAUUCACUGGUUUGGUGGAAAAAGUGGAGCAAGAGCUCUUCUGGAAGGCUGAGCGCUCGGAUCUAUCUUCCAAACCAAAUCUGUACAAGGUCCUUUAUUCAUUUGAAGCCUAUAGGAACAAUUGGAGGAAGGCAGCUGCAUACAUGUACAGGUAUUUUGUUAGAUUGAGUCGGGAGGGGAAUGCAGGUGGAACCCUCCAACUUUCUCAUGUAUUGCAAGAGAGAUUGCAUGCUUUGGCUGCUGCUAUCAACUCGUUGCAGCUUGUUGAUCCCUCAUCUGCCUGGCUUGAUUCGGUUUGUGAAGCUGAUGAUCAAAUUUCACCCAGCAAGAAGCCUCGUAAUCUUUUGAUGGAGAACUCUGCUUUUGGCACAGAUUCGGAGCGCUCUCGAUUGCAAUUUUGUGUUGACAUUGAAAUUCUUGAGAAGGAAUAUACACUAACAGAAGCACUUUAUAUGCUUAGUACUGUAAAUUCUAGAUCCAAUUUUUCUGAAAGCUAUUCUAUUGAAACCUUGACGGAUAUUCUUAUAAAUGAAAACCUGUAUGACCUGGCAUUCACCAUUGUACUCAAAUUUUGGAAGGAUUCAGGAAUGAAAAGAGAAUUGGAGCGUGUCUUUGCAGCCAUUGCACAGCAGUGCUGCCCAAAUAAAGUAGGCAAUUCUGGGAGAGAUUUGACCGGCAGUCAACAGCUGCUGCUGCUGCCUUCUUCCCAGGAUGACGCAUGGGAUGACAAUAAUAAGAGUAUUGCUGUGGCCCAUCAAGUUCGGGGAAGUUGCCAGUGGGAAACCCUUGAAAUAUAUUUGGAUAAAUAUACCGAUCUGCAUCCGAGGCUGCCUGUCAUUGUUGCCGAAACACUUCUUUACACUGAUCCUGAGAUUGAGCUACCUCUUUGGCUGGUUCAGAUGUUCAAGACUUCCAAGGGCGGAAACAGGAUGAUUUCGUGGGGCAUGUCUGGCAAAGAGGCAGAUCCAGCUGCAUUAUUUCGACUAUAUAUAAAUUAUGGGCGGCACACAGAAGCAACCAACUUGUUAGUGCAGUACUUGGAUUCGUUUGCAUCAUCGAGACCGGUGGAUGUGCUCCACCGCAAAAAAAUGUCUGCUGCCUGGUUCCCGUACACCACAAUCGAGAGAUUUUGGUCCCAGCUUGAAGAGAUGCAAAGUGCUGGCCAUAGUGUUGAUCAGUGCGACAAGCUCAAGAAGUUGCUACAUGGAGCUCUGAUGAACCACCUGCAACAAGUUGUCGUUGACUCUGAAGAUGUGCUGUCAUCUGUUGGGGGAGGUCAAGGAACGGAGAGCCAAAGCAGCUGAGAUCAUGUUCGUUGUGGAUUAGUCGGGUUACACACUGUUGUAUCUUGUAUUUAGUUGGUGUAUUAUUGUCUCUAGGAGACCCCUCUGCCAGAAAAUGCUUAUUGUUCGUCUCUGUAGGCGAUGCUCUGUUUUGUAAUGUGAAUAUGGGUAGUAUGUUCAAGUUCAAUGUUGGUUGGUUGAUGGCCAAUGAUGUCCCAGUAAGAGUUUUGAUCACAGGAACUAGUCCAGAGAUGAAAAGGACGCGGUGUCGCCUAAACUGACUGAUUUUUUAACCAUUUGAAUUUGUGAAACUUCCAAUUUAGAAGUCCAUAUUCUGAUUGAAGAUACACUCUGAUUGUAGGCCACAUUCAAAUAUGCUUAUGAUAAUUAAAGGGACGUUAUCUUGUAA